GAAUUUAAUGGCACUAGAGUAGCUGGCAUUCUGAAUGAUGGCAACCUUCGAAGUGUCCCUUUUGUUCCUUUUCACGAUUCUAUGGCAUUCCAGACAAAGAUGCGGUCUUUGGCCGUGAACUCAUCAGUUACCUACUCUGAUAGAGGCAUUGAAUAUUCUCGUAAGAUGUUCUCAGAACAAGGCAGAACAGGUGUAGCACAGGUGCUUGUCGUUUUGAGAGAUGGCUUUUCCCGACUUCCACCUGACACUUUAAGACAAGCUUUGAUUGCAAGGAUGCAAAAUAUUACAGUUAUAACUAUUGGUCUAGAUGGAAACAGUGGAGGGAUACCAGGCAGGAGACAAGAGCUUCAAUCUGUGGCUUCAUUCCCGGACCUAUUCUAUGGAGUGAGCAACUUUAAUGAUUUACAGUCGGUACGAAGGAAACUGGUGUCAGAUAUAUGUGAUGUGCUCAGUCAGCGUUCUAGUAUUGAGCUGCCAACGGCUUCAACACAGAAUCCAACUCAAGUGCCUGUAUCAGUGAACACUACACAAAGUAUGGUCGUCAGGCCAAAUCCUUCUGCGAAUGUCAUAUGUCGUCGGCCUGGAGAUGUUGUCUUCAUCCUGGAUGGAUCCAAAGGGGUUGAUCAAUCAGAUUUUAGGUUUCAAACUAAUUUUGUGGUCAGGAUGACAGAGUUAUUUUACCUUAAUCCAGACGAUGGCCUGAGGGUGGGUGUCGUUGUUUAUGGUGACCAAAUUAAAGUUAUCCAACAAGAACCAUUUUUGUCGGAGUCCAGUUUGCGAUCUGUACUUGGUCUUUUAAUCCAUGAUAGAGGAUCUCCACUUGUUGAUGCUGGCAUUCGAUAUGCCAGAGAACUACUAAAUGAGCAAGGUAGACCUGGAACACCGAAAAUCCUGGUUUUGUUGUCGCAUGGAAUCAAUGCUAGACCAGUCAACACCAUUGAUGAAGCUGAAAAGGCAAAGCAAGAAGGAAGCAUACUGAUAACUGUUGGUAUAGGAAAAGAUGCCAUGGGAUUGAAUGCAGACGUGAUCGAAGAGUUCAGAUCAAUGGCGUCCACUAGUGAUCUUGCGUUUUUGACCCCAGAUUACAGUCAACUUCCUGUCCUCGUCAACAACCUUGCUCCAUCAGUGUGUGAUUUGCUAUCACCCCCACCCAUCUUACCAACCCUGGGUGUUAAUCCUCAAGAGUUUCCGGUAUCGACAUCACAGCCGCCAAUAGUAAGACAAGCCACAACACAAGCCCCCCAGAGUGAUUCAAAAUGCCAAUAUCCCGGAGAUUUGAUAUUCUUGCUGGAUGGAUCACCAACCUCGACAGAUCUCAGCUUGCUCUUGGCAAGGGAAUUUGCAUUAUCUACAGCUGAUUCGUUUAACCUUAAUGAAUUUAAUGGCACUAGAGUAGCUGGCAUUCUGAAUGAUGGCAACCUUCGAAGUGUCCCUUUUGUUCCUUUUCACGAUUCUAUGGCAUUCCAGACAAAGAUGCGGUCUUUGGCCGUGAACUCAUCAGUUACCUACUCUGAUAGAGGCAUUGAAUAUUCUCGUAAGAUGUUCUCAGAACAAGGCAGAACAGGUGUAGCACAGGUGCUUGUCGUUUUGAGAGAUGGCUUUUCCCGACUUCCACCUGACACUUUAAGACAAGCUUUGAUUGCAAGGAUGCAAAAUAUUACAGUUAUAACUAUUGGUCUAGAUGGAAACAGUGGAGGGAUACCAGGCAGGAGACAAGAGCUUCAAUCUGUGGCUUCAUUCCCGGACCUAUUUUAUGGAGUGAGCAACUUUAAUGAUUUACAGUCGGUACGAAGGAAACUGGUGUCAGAUAUAUGUGGUGUAUUGAAGACAACAGAUUCAUCGAUACCUACACCACAAUCCCCUGUACGCCCGCUGCCAGUAACACCAAACUCAGUGGAAAUGCCAAGCUGUACCAGAUCAACAGCUUUCCACGUGAAACCAGGCCAUGACUGCGCACAGCGUGCAGAAAUUGUCUUUAUGGUUGAUGCAUCCGAGGCAAUCACUCCAGAAAACUUCGCUCUUCAACAGAAAUUUGUGAUGUGUGUUGCUAACUCUUUGUUUCUCGAUCCUUCUAGCGGUGCAAGGGUGGCUGCUAUUGCCUAUAGCUCCCAGACUCAGAGUAUACCACUUGCCGGCUUUAGUGAGGCCGAGGGGUUCUGGAGUAGCUUCAGCAGAAUGGCCGCUGACAACAGCAUAGCUCUGACAAACAAUAGUAUUCAAGUAGCUAGAGAGAUGUUCAAAGCUGAAUCAAGACAGGAAGCUACCAAGACACUGGUCAUUCUUACAGAUGGCAAGAACAUUUGUCCGGGAAACACUUUGGCGCUGGCCAACUUGGCCAAACGAGAGAACAUUUUGAUAAUAUCCAUUGGGAUUUCAGAAACUCCACUUAGUUCAGCCAGUCUUUCUGAACUGAAAAGCCUGGCAUCUACGCCAGACCACGCCUUUGUCGUUUCUAAUUACAGAUCCCUGAUGGCAGCCACUGGUAAUCUUGUUCGGGUGUUGUGCUAUAACCUGAGCCCUGGAAGCAGACCGAAGCUCCCAUCGAACCCCUCUUUCCUUCCUGCCAGGCCACGAACACCAAAAACCACUGGUCCGUCACCGAUAAUACCCAGACAUUUCCCUGCCAAUUUUUCUCCUCCUACAGGUUACUCUGGAUACGUGCCUCGACGUGCGCCAUCUGGAAAUACAGGCUCACAAAGACCACCAAAAUCUUACUCACAUCCCCUUAUUUACCCUUCAGCAACAGGCAGUAGGGGCGUAUAUGUGCCUUCGGGUCAGAAUCGAAGAGUCCAGACUGUGUGGCGACCGAACACAGGUAUCCACAGGACUCCCUACUCGAGUGGAAAUACUGGAACUGCCAGAGCCGCAUACUCAAACAGAGUUGCAGGCACAGCCUACUCCAAAGGUGCCACAGGAAGUGCUGGAGUGCCAUACUCAGGGACUGCUGCCUCUCACUCCCAUCUCCCGUCUUCUCGAUCUGGCCGUGUCUUGCCUCGAAUCCGACCUGCUCCAUCGGUAUCAAGGUUACCCUUGUCCCGGUCUCAACCCGUGGGGAGAAUCGGACAGACAUCCCGGGCUAACUCCCUUCUCUCAGCUAUCAGGAAGUCUCUCCGGACCCAGGCAUCUUGAUUCAACCGAUGAUUAAUGCAAAUUCUUGGAAUAGAGUGGAGGCUUUCACUGAGAAGCAUUCAUUGCAAUUCUUAAUUUUUCACCAGAGGCCGCUUGCACAAAGCAAUUGUAGGCUAAGUUGAUUGUAAUUACUAUGGCGACACAUGUUAAACUGUAUGUUGCCAUGGUAGUUACAGUCAACCGGCAAGAGGCCUCAAUAUCAUUUGCACAAGCAGAGUGUUAUAAAAGAUGGAUUGAGCCUUGUGUUUGAAUACCAUUAUUGUAUUUGCGAAGAUACUACAGUUUGAACCUGAAAAGUACUUUAAUUUCCAGUAUUUUGCAGUUGAUACGCAUUUUUGUUGAACUCGCCUGCCAUAUUUCAUGGUAUACUUUUUCAUUUCUUGUCCUUUUUUUAUAUCGGACAAUCAUACCCGGGACUGGAAACUUAUAUUAUAACUAUGAUAACUGUAUAACACCAUACCGCAUAAAGGUAAUGUAGGCUAACUUGACACAGCCACUCCUCAGGAAUGCACUUUACUGCAUUUAUUAUCACUUCUGCAUUAUGCAUUUGUCUGAAUUUUUUAUAGCCAUCAAUAUUACUAGUAGUUUUCACUUUUUUAUACUUGAUACAUAUAUGUGAUCUAGAAAUUAUUUGUGCUAUACAAAUCGCAUUGGUAUGUAGAAAUCUUGAUUUAUGGAUGGAUUGGUGACUGAGUUUUUAGUCCAGUGCUAUACAGUGAGUCAGCGACAUGCCUAAGCAGAAACACAUUGAAAAUUAAGGCCUGAUGUAAUGUUAGGAAGGGACUGUUUUUGCAAAAUCUUAAGUCUGUGUUGUCCCUAUAGGAAGUUUCAUAGUUGUAGGACAAAAGUUAAACACUGUACUUUUUCAUUGUUGAAUUGAUUCGUGCUCAAAUUUCAUAUAUAUGAUCGCCAUUGCUGCUAAUUAUGUUGUAGAUUUAUUGUUUUAACAUGGCACUUAUAUAUAAAGAUGGUAUAACCACAUGUGUAAUAAAGAGGAAAUAAAGUAUGUACACAAAUGAGAGUUUGUCCACUAAUAAAAUAGCAGUGAUAUUUGUAGACUUUUUUAAAUGUGCAUAUUGGUUUUUAUAAAAAUUUGACUUUUGCAACCGUUUACGGCAGUGUUGUUGAGUAAAAGCUAAUACAUCAAUGAUUUUGUAUGAGUUGGCACUAUAUUCGAUUUGAUAGAUUUUAUAAUGAGACUAUGCAUGUUAAUAAUGCAUUGUGCCAAAAUUGUGUAUAUUUGCAUGUUAGAUAUUAAACAUAGUUAAGGAUGGAUUGUAUCUCUUCAGCACAACUGUGGUCCAUGUCUGUACUGAGCAGCCAUACCAUUUACCUUUAUUCUUUCUGUGUCGUGACACCUCUCUCCUGGAAGCUCUAAGAUCUGACCCGUGAUUGUAAUCGGUUUGGUAUAUUUUCUGACAUUACAGGAUAUUUUCAAGCUGACAGGUGAAGCCUUGUUUGUUUGAAAACCAUAAUAUCUGUUUUCUCAGAUCUACGUGUACCAGCAGUACAACAGUUUUAUGGUUAGCAGAGUCCUAGUAUUGAAUCGCUUUGGAUUGUAUAGGAAAUUGAUGUCAUUCUUUACUGGUACCUAUUUUGGCUUACCCUGUUCCUUGAUAGGUUAGUUGCAAAGAGCAAGAACAUGUAGCAGUCGGAGUAAUUACGUCAUUUAUUUUUAUCAGAUACUUUGAUAAUGUUUGCUUUAAUUUUUCCCCAAUCUGACGUGAGUAAUCCUUACACUCUGUUUAUCAACAUUGUC
Molecule: messenger RNA, 4888 nt
Organism: Liolophura sinensis
Lineage: Eukaryota; Metazoa; Mollusca; Polyplacophora; Chitonida; Chitonidae
Product: collagen alpha-6(VI) chain-like
Exons: 6
Coding region: 82-3129 (1015 amino acids)
Source: RefSeq, a predicted model, not a curated record